AUGCGUGACAGUGACAAGAAGCGGCUUCACUCAGGGCGGAAUUCAUCAGCAGCAUGGCCGCCACCUCAGGCGCCGUCCUACACUGCACCAUACCGUGAGCCACCCACUACCACCGCUGUGUUAACUUCACCUACUCCUAUACAAAGUUACGACUUUCCUCAACGCACCAUGGCUGCUGAAUCACCAGCACAACCCACUACCCAGUAUGUGUCACGACCGCAGUACUCAACUCAGGUGCCGCUCGUCACGCCGACUCGAGUCGAGGAGUUUGGACCAAGUGGUCACUAUCGGCCACUUCAACCUGAUGUCAUCUACACUCAGGGACCAUCCGGUUACGUACAAACUACACCAGUCGAAUACACUGUAACGAGUCUUCCUUCAUAUCAUCAAUCGUCCGUCUGA
Molecule: messenger RNA, 402 nt
Organism: Cooperia oncophora
Lineage: Eukaryota; Metazoa; Nematoda; Chromadorea; Rhabditida; Trichostrongylidae
Source: the annotation of a GenBank genome assembly